ACACACAGUUUGCGAAGCGACACGGAGCAGUCAUGGGCGGCGCUUCCCAUGGCCCGUCCGCGUCUUCGCUUUUCCCACCUACUGCGGCAGUACUUUCCGCGGCGCCUGAGAUGGUCCGAAGAGUCCAAGCGUCGUUUGGGUCUUCUAUGUGGCCAUGCAGGCUACGUGACGGGGCUCUUCGAGUACGUGAUGACCGACAUACUACACCUGCGCAUCUUUGCCCUGACCGGCUGCGCGCUGAUCGUGAGUUUCCAGGCCUUGCAGCCGCGAAGGCAGUGGAUCUCCGUCAGUUGGAAUUCCAUCUACUGCGCCGUGAAUUUGUUUCACAUUUCGCUUCUACUCCAAGAACGACCUCGAUCCCUGUGCAAGGAAGAAGAAGAAUUGCAACGAGUCUUGGGGGAGCAUGUGCUGCACCAGCAAAUUCUGUCGUUGUCAGAGGCCGGCGAAUGGCAGCGUCUUUGUGGCGGUCUGCUAGUUGAAGAGGGCCAGGAGCAAAGUGCGCAGGUUCGGAUUAUCGUCAGCGGCCACUGCGAUGUGUACAUCCGUGGCUUAAAGGUGGGUGAACUGUCACCUGGUGCAGCGGUUGGGGCUGAAGUGCUGGCCCUGCGAUUGCUAGGCCCUGCUACAGCGACUGAGACAGGUGAAGAAGCUGUGGCAAAAGCCACAGUGGAGUGCAGAGACGAGGUCUUCUGCUUGUGCCUCCCUUGGAGCUGGCUGAAAUCAGAGCCAAAUCUCAUGGAGGCGCUGCGGAAAGGAUUUGCAACCUCACUGGCAGCACAGGUCGCUGCGGGGGAUAAGGCCGCGCGUUUGUUGGAGUAUGGCGCCGUCUUAGAGAUGGCCUGCUAUUCCGCCGCUUUGGUGCCGGACAGUGGCGCUGCGCCAAGUGGCCUGCGCCGCGCGGUGACGCGCAUUUGGGGCCCGUCGCCGCCUAGCACCUCGCCCAAGCGAGGCUCCACACGGAAGGUCGCGGUCGGGUCCAUCCCGUCCUUGACGGUGCCAAUGCUGGAGGAAGCUUUGGAGCGUCUGCGUGCGCAGCUGGGCAUCUCGCAUGAGGAGCAUUGCAUGGUGGUUGAAACCUUGCCGAAAGACUGCCAUGGCAACAAGUUCCUGCGCCUAUCGGGGGAGCUGGCGGCUGACUGAUGGAGCGCCUGCACUGCGAACGUUCUCGUGGAAAAGCU
Molecule: messenger RNA, 1178 nt
Organism: Cladocopium goreaui
Lineage: Eukaryota; Dinophyceae; Suessiales; Symbiodiniaceae
Source: the annotation of a GenBank genome assembly